Verticillium alfalfae VaMs.102 is the source of this 1932-nucleotide messenger RNA. RefSeq lists its product as hypothetical. Bases 1 to 1932 code for a protein of 643 amino acids. NCBI's taxonomy places the organism in Eukaryota, Fungi, Ascomycota, Sordariomycetes, Glomerellales, Plectosphaerellaceae. The transcript has a single exon. The record is from RefSeq and is a predicted model, not a curated record.
AUGGCGUCAGACUUGUUCGGUUCUGGGGUCCUCGAAGUACCUUCAGCGGUCAAGUUGGACAGCCAAGCCCGAUUUGGAGAACAAACGCGCGGUCACCGUCAAGUUCCGAGGAACGUACGCCCUGUAGACUCGCUGACGGCACAUGAUCCUGCGCGUCUCGUCAGGUCUUCAUACAGUAUCCGAGUCAAUGAUGCGAAGGAUUUUGCUUCGCAUUGGGAGAACGAGAUCGUCCCAAUGCUUGCUUCGAGCCUUCCAACACUUCUGGUCGGGCCAUUCUCGGUUGAUGUACAUACUUAUCCUCAACUGGCUUCGAUUAACCCCCCACGACUCCUCACCGUCACCUCAUCUACUCGCGCCUCAUCUCCCGCGAAGGAGAUCAUCACCAGGAUGGUUGUAGAUUCUCUACCUCUGCAAUUCCGUUCAGUCAAGCUGGAGUUCUGCCAAGGAACGAUCGAAUUAUGCGCUAACCACGUGGGCACGGGUCCGGAUGAUCGAGACAAGCCAUGUCAGCCACGGCGAGCUCAGUACAUGUCCUGUCCUGGGCCAGGCGCUUCAAUUGGCCAGACAGGCGACCUCAACAGCGCAUCGCUAGGGGGAUUCGUGAACCUUGGGGGACGGAAAUCGGCAACGACCACUCGUCACCAGCAUGAUGAAUCUCUGGGCUCAUCGUCGCGCCCUUUGUGCGUCCAGCAUCCGUCGCCUCUGGACCAGCUUCUCUACCAAGAGCCUUUCAGUAAACGCAACACUCUGACAACCAUCGGGCACGUAUCGCACUGGAGCGAUUCCGGAUCUCUGAGGCCGUCUCUUGUAUUCUCUGGGAUCUCUCAGCACAAAGAAUUGAUAUCCAUCGAGAUGGACUGGGCUGUGAUCGACAUUCAGGGGCCGGGAGGAAAUAUAAUUCCGACUCCGAGUUUCGCUCAAGCGAGCGAGGGACACGUUGUCACAGAGUUUGCCGAGGUUUCUGGCACAACAGAGGUCUACGGAGUUGGCCGCACUAGUGGCUACUCCUUAGCAUACACUUCCGACGUUCCUGGACUCCAGUACUUCAACGGCGGGUACCACCGCGAGUGGACAGUCAGACAACACACCCUCAGCACCGAAGCUUCACACCAGCUUCCGAAGGGUGGCCUUGAAACUGUGUCCUCAGACCUCGCAGAUCAGAUAAAGUCAACAGAGGAAUGGAUCACCGGAGGUGUUGGUGUCCCAGGAGACUCGGGGGCAUGGCUCAUGACCCGUGAUGGCGAUCGCGUUAUCGGCCAUGUAUGGGCCCGGAGCACAAGUUAUGGUCCCAUCAACAACCAAAGAUUGACGUACUUUACCCCUUUUGUGGACCUCAAGGCCGACAUUGAGGACAAGUCCCAAAAGCACUUGUCACUCCCCAUCGUCCUCUCACAAGCGCCGGCACGUCCUAUUGAGCCUCUGACCCAAAUGCCAUCAUCCUGGCUAUUCACCCAAGAUUCAAACGAUCAUUGGAGCUCCCUGUCUUCGCCCACAUUGAGAUCACAACGGCUGCAGAGUCACAACUUGAUCAAGGAGAUCACACCCACAGCGAUAAUGUCAGCAACUUCAGUCGUGGGUCCGUCAGGAAGGGCAUCCAUACACCAACUCGUCCAACAGAACAGUUUCACGCAGCAAUGCCAACCUCUUGGCUCUAUGUUCCCCCAUGAAUGUACGACCUCUGACUCUAGAAGAUCCGACGUACCAUCGUGGUCAGUCGGGUCUUCGACAACUGGGGAAACGGACACGACGCUCUGGAGAACACAGGAUUCAGAGAUCCCUGACGUCGUCGUCCCUGUAUUUGACGAAAGAACUCUUCUUCAAGAGCAAAUGACAAGCCAGCUUCGCAGGGCCAAGGCAGUCCCCACAGGUGAUGAAUUGCGUUUGGUGAGGGCGAUUAUGGCCUUGAGCCAGACAGCAUAUAUGGCUCAAUGA